Messenger RNA from Stylophora pistillata, 2573 nucleotides. Its product is annotated as AH receptor-interacting protein. NCBI's taxonomy places the organism in Eukaryota, Metazoa, Cnidaria, Anthozoa, Scleractinia, Pocilloporidae. The record is from RefSeq and is a predicted model, not a curated record. Gene Ontology annotation, molecular function: peptidyl-prolyl cis-trans isomerase activity; protein binding.
AUGGCGAACGAAAGAAAGCCUUUGAUAUCCAAGAACGUUCUUUACGCAGGAGAAGGUGAAACACCAUCGUUUGAAAACGGAUCAAAGGCAACUUUCCAUUUUAAAACGUUUAAAAACGAUGAAGACAAGACACAAAUAGACUGCAGUCGAAACCUGGGGCAGCCGUUCGAGCUCCUCAUUGGGAAGAAUUUCAAGCUGGAAGUUUGGGAGGAACUCAUAAAAACCAUGAGGGAAAAAGAAGUCGCUCGUUUUAUUUGUGAUAAAUCGCUUGUAGGGGGCUAUCCUAUAGUUGCCAAGAGUCUACGCUCACUGGCAAAAAAGGCAAAAGGAGAGAUAACAGAGGAACAUGAUCAUCAUGAACAUUCUUGUAGUUUGUCUGCCAUGAAAUCAACUGGAUAUCCUGACUUGGAUGACUUGAUGGUCAAUGAACAAGAUCUUAUCUUUGAAAUUGAGCUUUUGAAAUAUGAGAAACCUGGUGAAUACCAAAAGGAAACAUGGCAGAUGGACGCUGAUGAAAAAUUGACUAAUGUACCAGAGUUAAAGGAAAUUGGGAACCAAUUAUAUCAACAGAAAAAAUAUAAAGAAGCAGCAGACAAGUAUGCAGAGGCUCUGGGAUGUCUAGAGCAGCUUUGCCUGCAUGAAAAACCAGGUGAUGAACCUUGGCUCAGGCUUGACAGAAUGAAGAUCCCUUUCUUGUUAAACUAUGCCCAGUGUAAGCUUUUUCUUGGGGAUUACUAUGAAGUUAUUGAGCACACAUCCACAGUACUUGAAAAGGAUAAGGACAAUGUUAAGGCUUUAUAUCGACGUGCUAAAGCUCAUGUGAAGUGCUGGAACCCUCAGGAAGCCAAGGAAGAUUUCAACAGGGCAGCUACUCUUGACCCAUCUCUAACAAAAACUGUGAAGAAAGAACUGGAUGAACUUGAAAAACUUAUUAAAGAACAUAAUGCAGAUGAUAAAGAAAAGCUUAAGGCACUUUUUAAGUAACCCUUUGAAAAUCUGUGUCAUGUUAGGUGUUCUGUCAAAGAAGAAAAGCUGUUUCAACCAAGUUGACUGUCAACAGUCAGAUGACAGUUGUGUACAUUGGUAUUUGUGGGUGUUAUGCAGUGGAAUAAAAUUAAUUUAAAACAUUUUUAAGUUUUUACAAACUUGAUUCAUUUACAUAUGUUUUUAUUUAUUAACUUUCUGUAACAACUCAAAAAUGUUUCCAAUUCAGAGAUACUAAGUAUAUACAACUGAAAUGAAGUGAUAUAAUGAUGUAGCUCGUUUUUAAUCUGAAUUCAUCAUUUUUGCUAUCACAAUGAUAUUUAAUUAAACUCAGAUUUCAUCAACAAUAAAAAGAAAGUAAAGGAGGGAAAAGUUACAAAUUGCCAUUGUCGUGUGUAAAAUUUUUAACCUCAACUGUAAAUUAUGGUUAAAUGCCAUUGAAUAUUUGCCUAAUGAGUGCUACUUGAGGCCUCACUUAGAAUUAUUUUAAGUCUUCAUGUAGUGCAAAUCAUUUGCAAAAAUAUAUCCUAAGAACAGUAACUGCACUUAUAUAUUUUACAAUACAAUACAUAGCUUAUACAGAGCAACGCUUCUCAAAGAUCCAGCGGCGCUUUACAAUGAUAGUGAUAGAAAAACAUAAUCAAUUAAGAAUUAAAGUGAAUAAAAAAACUAGUGAAAAAUUAAUGAAAGCAAAAACUACAACUGCCUAAAUAAAUUGGUUUUAAGUUUAGACUUAAAUGUUGUUAAAAGGUCCACUUGCCUAAUAUCGUCCUGCAAGGCGUUCCACAGAGUAGGAGCUCUAUGAGAGAGUACUCUAUAUCCCAAUGUUUUAAGAUUGCAUUUAGGUACCAUUAGGAGUUUUUUCUUAGAGGAUCUAGCAAGUCUUUUUCAUUAUUAUUAUUUACAGCGUUUGCAACGGUAAUCAGUGACAAGAUUUACACUGAUUGAUCCAAGAAGUAUUUGAAUCUGAUUGGUUGAGAGCGGAAGGCAAAAUUUCUAAAUUUGCACACGAGAGUACAUGAGCCCAUUUCCCGCGAAGAUUCGAAUGCAUUUUAAGAUUAACACUGCAGAUAAGUCUACGCCAGAAAAAUUGUAGGAUAACUCGCUGGUAAGAUUUAACGUAUCAUCGCCUUGAAAAGGCUCAAUUUCAGACCACAGGCAGCGAAAUUUUGCGGCAAAUAACGCCGGGCAAUUGUUCCAUUUGUGUAAAGCGUGUGCAUGAAUUGCCCUAAUCUAGAACUACUAUUUACAAUAUUCGAGCGGUGUUUAUAUGGAAAAUUAUCUGGGGUUUUCUGUAAAAGAAAACACAGUAGUUAUAUGUAAUUUUGAGUCUCAGUUAUAUGUCUCAUCCGUGAAACUUUAGCUCAAGAACAACCAUCUGCGUCGAAACCCAUUUUUCCACGAGUGCUAGUAAAAUAUGCCCAACUACUUCUCAAUCGGAGAAUAUGCCUGAAAUACCUCAAUGCCUCAUUUCCUAAAAUCCAUCUAUUAAACGCUAAAUUAGUCAAAGUUUACAUUAGUGUAAGCAAGGAAUUCCAGAUCCGAGGUCUCGCGUUUCAGCGUCCAAAUUUUGCAAUUUACCCGUCGCU